This is a messenger RNA of Aspergillus costaricaensis CBS 115574, 984 nucleotides long. RefSeq names its product Alb1 domain-containing protein. The coding region runs from base 36 to 542 and encodes 168 amino acids. The transcript has 3 exons. Gene Ontology annotation, biological process: ribosomal large subunit export from nucleus. Lineage: Eukaryota; Fungi; Ascomycota; Eurotiomycetes; Eurotiales; Aspergillaceae. The record is from RefSeq and is a predicted model, not a curated record. Gene Ontology annotation, cellular component: nucleolus; preribosome, large subunit precursor.
GGAAAAUACCAAUCUAAAUUUCCCCUGCAUCAAUCAUGGCGAAAUCUAGGCCCCAGUCAAAACAUUCCCGCGCUGCGAGGCGGGCAGCUUCCCCCAGUCUCGAUGUCGACAAGUCAAUCACAUCUCUUCCGCGGGCCGAAGAAACUACAGUACAGCGGGAUUCGAUCCUAUCGGAACGCGCUAAUGCAGGCGUUUCGAAGAAAUCGUCAAAAGGCAAAGCUAAAACUAGAGCGCAGCGCUUGAGACAACAAAAGGGUGUUGAAAGAGCAGAGGCCGUGAUGGACCAGCUGGAGAAGAAGGUCGUUAAAAGUGAGGGCCGCGCCAAAUCCGUCAAGGCUCGUAGGGCUGAAUGGGAGGAUCUGAACCGUAAAACGAAGUCAAUGUUCGAAGCCCUCAACGAGGCUGACGAUAACAUGGACGAUGCCAUGAUGGACGAUGCUGCGGCUUCUAAGCCAGCGAAACGUUCGAAGCCGGCCCCUGUCACUCAGGCUCCCGUUGUGGAGGAACACGAAGGCAUUGACGUGGACGAUGAUAUCACCUGAUGCGUGGACGUCUAUCUUGCCAAGGAAAUACCGCCAUGGUUGCGCCAGCUAUCUACUUCCGCGGUCUAAGCUGGUUGAUCAUCCGUUCGAUCUCAACGGCGGCUGGUCCUGAAGCCCUCGCCUGGAGGAGCUCAAGGGCGUUGACAUUCUUUGCCCUGAAGGCUUCUUCGCCGGCUUUCGCAAUCAUGCCGCAUUUCACCCACAUUUCCAUCUUGUCCUCAGCCGGCAAAUUGGUGCAUUUGGGAACAAAUAACGAAGCGAGCUUUGUAUUUCCAGCUCCCAAAAUCUCGUUAUAAAAUGGCUGUUAUUUAUCCGUGAGCAUGCGGGCGCAUAUUCUGGGGUUGUUGGCCGACUUACCUCCCACCCAAUCGGGGACUUUUUGUUUUUCCCGAUUUCUUCCAGCUCACCCCAGUCACGCUUAGCUACCAAGGCCCUUAAUCUC